AGCGGUAUUGUGCUUGAUUGUGCUCUACACCGACUGCACUAACCAAACCUAACUCGAACAUAACCUAAUCAACCGGGUGUGUGUAUGUACUUUUUUGCUUCCGUAGAGGAGAGCCACAGUGACCUGUCCUCUUGAUCGUUCCAUUUCUCGAGCACGUUGUGUAGGGUUAUGCCGGUACCGUUCCCGCACGCACUCACGCACGCACGUAUUGACGCGAAAGAAUGGACGAAGCAAUCACCACGCCGCCUACGUAUAAAUGGGAUUUCUUCGAGCGGAUUUAUUGUGUAGAAUUUUCGCCGUACGAAUGGUCGCAACAUUUAAUCUGCAUCGCCCUCACCAGGGAAAUCGUCGUCGGUACUUUUAGAUUUCAGGAUGAAGAUGACACUGUGGAAGACAUGGUGUAUAAUCCUGUCAGAUCGUUUCACCAUGACACUAGACCUCAUGCAAUUGCUUGGAGUCCAGAAACUUCUUUGAGUGUUGUUCCCAAAAUCUUAUCCUUCUGUGUUGCUGGUGCAGAUUUUAAAAUAAGAUUGUACAAUAGCAAUUUAAGUGACACAAAUGUGUAUGAGGAUUUAAAAGGACACAAGGAUUAUAUUAAUGCAAUAUCCUAUGAACCAGAGGGUGAAUUAUUAGCAUCUGUUUCUGAUGACCAUACAUGCAAAUUGUGGGCCCUUAAAGAGGACCCAAAGUGUGUAUCCACAUUUUAUUUGACAUCACCUGGUGUCAGUGUAUGUUGGCACAGUGAAGAAUCUGGCAAGCUCUUAGUGGCUGAAAAAAACGGUUUAAUACGUAUGUAUAAUGUUAGAAGUCAACAAGCGAUUAUGUCGCUUGAUUCUGGUGUUAUUCCUCUAACCACAGCAGACUGGGGACCUAAUCCUCUAAAAGUUGCAUCAAUAGCUGCUGGAGAAUUACUUUUAUGGGAUGUAUCUAGACCUAGCCGUGCCUUUGAAUCACAUCCACUGCACCUAGAAGGAGGUCUAGCAGUAAAAUUCUCACUCUCAAACGAACAUUUAGUCGCGAGUAUCGGAUGGCCAGAUAAUUUAGUGAAAGUUUCUAAUUUAAAAACCAAACAAGUGAUAUUAUGUGGAAAAGUUAAAUUAGUGGGUGGAAUGACGUGGCACCAUAAAUUACCUUAUGUCUGUGCUGGAAGUGAUAGAGAACUGUGUUUCUGGAGAGUGAAUAUAAAUUAAGAUUUUUCCUUGGUACUCCAUCACUCCGUGCCUUUAGUCUCACUCGAGGAUAUUUACGGCUAUUUGGCACACUGUCCUCCCCUUCUAGUAUCCUUUCUGUGUAUCAACUAUUCCUUAUUUUUUUCUUAAUCUUUUCCAAUCUUUAUUCCUAAAUGUUCCUUGAAAAUAAUUGCAAUUGUUUUCAUUCAAACAGGUUCGAAUCCAUCUUUAUGCCACAGCAGUUAAACCAGAACUUGUAUGUUAAGAUAUAUUGAGUAAGGCUAAUUUUGUCCACAAAAAGAAAAUCUCUCUCAGACAUUUCAUCAAUUUUUUAUAUUAAAUUAUCAUAGAAGACAAGAUAGAGAACUUAAUACUUUUUUAUUUUUAACAUAAUACUCUCGAUUAAUCAGUUAUUAUACAAUAUACUAAGUU
Molecule: messenger RNA, 1601 nt
Organism: Odontomachus brunneus
Lineage: Eukaryota; Metazoa; Arthropoda; Insecta; Hymenoptera; Formicidae
Gene: Nup37
Product: nucleoporin Nup37
Exons: 5
Coding region: 222-1190 (322 amino acids)
Cellular component (GO): nuclear pore outer ring
Molecular function (GO): protein binding
Source: RefSeq, a predicted model, not a curated record